CUGGUCCACUUGCAGACAUAACCUCCAAAUAACGCGUUUCCCACUUUCCCGUUGUGAUUCUCUGUUUACAUCGCGCACGAGAGUGAAUAAAGUUUCGAGCAAGGCGGUGGCCGUUACAAUGGCACAGGAGGAUUCGUGGGACGCCGUGAAGCAGGCGGCCGAAAAGAAUAGGCACGAGCUGGUGCUGUCGGGCCCGUCGGUGUCCGAACUGAUCGAGACGUCCGGCAUCGACAGGAACCUGUUUAACCUCCAUGGCUUGAAUUACCUCAGUAUAACGCACACGCGUCUACAGGAGGUGCCGGACGAGAUUGAGAAGCUGACGAAUCUCACGACCCUGGUGUUACAUUCGAACGAGAUUGCCACGCUACCGGACGCGAUCGCCAAGCUGGCCAAGCUGAAGGUGCUCGACUGCUCGAGGAACAAGCUGACGUCUUUCCCGCAGGUGCUCGGCACGCAUCCUCAACUGAGCACGUUGAACCUCGCCUCGAACCAGCUGCGAGACGUGCCGUCGCUGAACCUGUGCACGAAACUGAGCAUCCUAGACCUGUCGAACAAUCAGCUCGUAGCCUUCCCUGACGUUUGUUACGCGGAACUCGUGCAUCUGUCGGAGAUCUACGUCAACGGGAAUCAGAUAGCGGAAAUUCCAGCUGCUAUAAACCGACUGCAAGGAUUGAAGGUCCUAAAUAUGGGAGAUAACUCGAUUUCUGUUGUGCCAAGUGAAUUAGCAGAUUGUAGUAAACUGAAGGAGGUGUAUCUGAAGGGGAAUAAAUUGACGGACAGGAGACUGGCCAAAUUGAUUAACCAAUGUUCCACGAAGCAAGUACUCGAUUACGUGAAGUCGCACUGUCCGAGGAGCGAACUGUCUAUGGCAGAGGCUAACGCAUCAAAGAAGGGCAAGAAGGGCCAUAAGGUUUCAGAGAGCGAAAACCUGGACAGUUUGGUGCAUAAAUUAAAAGUCCUGAAGGUAGUGGACGAUACCCUGGUGAUAAAAGUUACAGAUAAUGUGAAGAGUGUUAGGCCCUACAUAGCCGCAUGCAUCGUGAAAAAUAUGAGCUUCACAGAGGAGAGCUUCAAAAAGUUUAUACAGCUGCAGACGAGAUUACAUGAUGGGAUAUGCGAGAAAAGGAACGCGGCUACAAUAGCGACUCAUGAUUUGAAACUACUUGUACCUGGGGAUCUCACGUAUACGGCAAAGCCACCCACGGAAUUGGAGAUACAGCCCCUGAUGCACAACAAGACUUACACUGGUACGGAACUAUUCCAGAAAUUGCAAACGGAAGCUGAUAAUCUACGUAAGGAAAAGAAGCGAAAUGUGUAUUCUGGAAUACACAAGUAUUUGUACAUGCUAGAGGGCAAACCUUUGUUCCCAUGCCUAUUGGAUGAGUUGCAGCAGGUUAUCUCGUUUCCGCCCAUCACAAACAGUGAUAUAACGAAAAUGUCAAUAUUCACCCAAGCGAUGCUCGUGGAGGUGACGAGUCCAAUAUCGUACACCAUCUGCAGGAAUGUGCUGGACCAAUUCUUGAAGGAAUUGAUAAUCUCGGGUCUCACCGAUUCCGCGGAACCGAAGGACACGGACAGCAAGUGCAACAGUUUGACAGUUCAACAGGUCAAAGUGGUCGACACCCAGGGAAACCUAAAGUUGGUGUACCCUUCCAGAGCGGAUUUAAAUCUCAGCGAACAGCUUGUCGUUGUUUCGCGAGAAUAAAGAGAAUAACGUUAGGAAUGGGGAAGGUAUUAGAUUGCGCAUUAAAGAUCGAGGAUUGCGAAUUGAAGAAUCCAUUUUAUUUUACUCUCCAAUUCGUAGUUUUCAAUUUUCUAUGCAUAAGCUGAUACGCUUAAUUCGAGUUUCUGUCCAAUCCGCUCAAAAAUUUUAAUUUUUUUUUUUCACAAGAA
Molecule: messenger RNA, 1893 nt
Organism: Monomorium pharaonis (pharaoh ant)
Lineage: Eukaryota; Metazoa; Arthropoda; Insecta; Hymenoptera; Formicidae
Product: leucine-rich repeat-containing protein 47
Exons: 4
Coding region: 119-1705 (528 amino acids)
Biological process (GO): phenylalanyl-tRNA aminoacylation
Molecular function (GO): phenylalanine-tRNA ligase activity; protein binding; RNA binding
Source: RefSeq, a predicted model, not a curated record